AUGCCACAGACUCCGGGACACUCGCGCAACCAUUCGGGCGUUGACGCCUCUUACCAGUACAACAGCGUCAACUCCUCCCCUCAAGAUAGACGAACAUCGAGGUCCUCUGCCGACCCCGCGACACCCUUACGCAGCAGCUUCAACAAUCAAGACGCUCUGGACAUCUCGUUUGCCAGCGGAGGCAUGGACGCAGGCAACGGCUUAGGCAACCUCGCAGAUGAACUGGCCGACGCUUUCUCCGACUCUGGAGACGAAGAGGAAUACUACGAAGAGGAGACCAACAAUGCCGACAACAACGGAAGCGGGACACCAAAUAUCAACGUCGAAGAAGCCGAUGGGAGAGCCACCUUCGAGGGAAUACGGGACAGCGGGGUCGAUGUCGCAAGUCUCGGCGAAGCCGGCGGCAAAGCGAAGAACUUCAACCUUGGGCCACCAUCAGCCGCUCAACGCGGUCACCGAAGGAGUGGGAGUGAAUACGACGGAAGCGAGUACGGAUCCGAGUCUGAUCUUGACUCCCCCGGCAUGCUGCCUAGCCUGGUUGCCAAGAUGGAUGCUGUCGAGUCUUUGGCGAGGAGAGGGACCGAGAGUAAUGGAGGACCUACAGAUGGCGUCUUCAGCAGGGUGACGGAGGGCUUGAGAGAUUUGGGCUCCCAAGCUGGCGUCGAGGCUAACCAGGGCAGACUCAUCACUGCUCACUCGGCCCUCACUACCCACUUGACUCAUCAGACCCGGCAGCUACACAACUUAACCUUCCCGCUCCUCUCUCCACUCGUUCCACCGCCGGAUUCGGAGACCAUCGAUGAACUAUUACCCCUUUUGAUCGAGCUAUCUGAGUCGAUGCCGCGGCCGACAACAAAAGCCUUCGACUCCCUCACAGCCCUCCAUACACUCACCUCCGACCUCGUCCAGAGCCUCAACUACCUCUCAGACACGCUCCACAUGUCUCGGCAGACAACCACAACGGCCACGCGUCGCUUGAAGAGCGCCAAAGAGCUGGUCGCCGAGAUCAAGAGGGAAGAAGAUCUCCGCGAGGAGGGCGAGCGGUGGAUCAACCGAGGUAACUGGAGCGAGAGGUUGGCCAACCGCGAGUGCGCAGGCGUGUGCGGCGACGUCGUCGGCGGGUUCGAGGAAGUAUGCAACAGCUGGCGGGCCCGCUUACUGGAGCAAGCCGGCGCUGCACAGGCGUAG
This is a messenger RNA of Colletotrichum orchidophilum, 1188 nucleotides long. RefSeq lists its product as uncharacterized. The record is from RefSeq and is a predicted model, not a curated record. The coding region runs from base 1 to 1188 and encodes 395 amino acids. The transcript has 2 exons. Lineage: Eukaryota; Fungi; Ascomycota; Sordariomycetes; Glomerellales; Glomerellaceae.